AAAAUAACAAAAUAAAAACAGAGAGAUUCAGUUACAUAACAAUACUUGUUUCCCUCAACCUCUCUAUUUUCUCUUCCUUUUCCUUCUCAAAUUUCGUCAUUUGAAUAUCUCCGGUUCUUUCUACAUUGGAUCCAGAAAUUGAAAACAAUGGGCUUCGGCGCUCUCUUUCAUCGCAAGAAGAAAGGGACCAACAGCACUUCCUCUUCCAAUCACGAGAGUCCGAACGGAUCGCUGUCCCCGACAACGAGAGAGCCCAGGCAGAAAUCUCAUAUCGACGAGAUAGAGGUUGUUUUCAGGAAAUUUGACGUCAAUGGUGACGGAAAGAUCUCGUCAGCUGAGCUCGGAUCCAUUAUGUCGAGCCUAGGGCAGUCGGCGACGGAGGAGGAGUUGCAGAAGAUGAUCAAGGAGAUCGACGCAGACGGUGAUGGCUAUAUUGACUUCAACGAGUUCGUGGAGCUAAACACCAAGGGAAUCGACAACGACGAGGCCUUGGAGAACCUCAAGGAUGCCUUCGCCGUCUACGACAUCGACGGGAACGGUUCGAUAACUGCGGAGGAGCUGCAUAAGGUGAUGAGCCGACUCGGAGAUGAGUGCUCGAUCGCUGAGUGCCGGAAGAUGAUCAGCGGCGUGGACAGCGACGGAGACGGCAUGAUCGAUUUUGAAGAGUUCAAGGUGAUGAUGAUGAUGGGAGCCAGAUAUGACUCGUUGGAGUCCCAGAGACUCGCUGUCAAAGAAUGAAUCACCACCAUUGAAUUUCUCUCCUGCCAUACUUUUAACUGAAAAUUCGGUUUGGAGAAUCGAAAGAGAUUUGUGUAUAUAUUAUCUUUUUUAAUUUCCACAAUUUUUAAUUGGAAUCCAAAAGCGUUUAUUAAC
This is a messenger RNA of Tripterygium wilfordii, 873 nucleotides long. RefSeq names its product probable calcium-binding protein CML25. Lineage: Eukaryota; Viridiplantae; Streptophyta; Magnoliopsida; Celastrales; Celastraceae. Gene Ontology annotation, molecular function: calcium ion binding. The record is from RefSeq and is a predicted model, not a curated record. Bases 148 to 738 code for a protein of 196 amino acids. The transcript has a single exon.